UAAAGGAAGAGGAGAAAAGACAGUACCAACAAGUCUGUAUUUUUUUGAGUAGAAAACAAAUAUAGGUGGCAGAGCUUUUUGCAAGCACCAUGAGAGUUUCAUGAUUACCUGACAGUAACUGGAAAGAGUUUCAGCAUGUGCGCUGAAAACAAAAACCUGACCUGGACGCUACUGCUGUUUCUGUCUGGUAAGUACAACACUUAAAUCUCAUUUAAGGUAACAUUGAAAUAAAUAAAAUGAGCAUUAAUACAUUUGUUUCAGGUGUUCUCUGCGAAAAUUGGAAAGUGGAAUAUCAACCUCAACAUAUCUGUACAGUGAAAGGCUUGUAUGUUGUCAUUGGAUGUUCAUUUUACUAUCCUGAAGGACAGAGAGUUCAAACUGUCAAAUGGGGUCAUGAAAGAAAUCAUAUUUAUGAUGGUCCUUUCAUAUAUGAUAGCGAGUCAGUGAAUACCUCCUCAAGAUUUCAGUAUAUUGGAGACAAAGUUCACAAUUGUUCUUUAAAAAUACAUCAAGUACAGCAUCAUGAUGCAGGAAAAUAUGCAUUCAGAUUCAUAACUCAAUCAACAAAUGGCCAAUGGACUGGUAAGGAAGGCCCAAAAUUACAGAUUGUUGGUAAGUUUUCUCUUCUUUUUCAUAAACAAAACAGAUUUGUGAAUUCUCUCUAGUACUUCAGUCCGAAAAGUUUGAAACUCAUUCAGUGCUUUCCUCUUCUAGAUCUGAGGGCUGUGGUGACAAAAACGAAUGACAACAGAACAAUGAUGGAAGGCGACUCAGUGAAUCUGACCUGCAUUAACAGCUGUGAUGGUGAUGACCUCUCAUCUGCUUUCACCUGGUUUAAGGAUGGAGAACCCAUAAAUGAAGGACCUGUACUUUAUCUGAGCAACAUUUCCUUCAUUAACUCUGGAAACUACACCUGUUCCCUAACAACACAUGAAGGAACGACUUCAGGAGUCAUAAAUAUCGAUGUUGAAUAUGGUCCCAAGGACACGUCUGUCAGUCCACUGAUGGAGGUAGAUACCGGCAGCAACAUCAGCCUCACCUGCAGCAGCCAUGCAAACCCCCCGGUGGAGGAAUAUACUUGGUUUAAAAUGUAUGAUGAUGAAAUUCGGACUAUUGGAGAUGAGCCUGAACUGCACUUAUGGGAGGUUUCUUCCGAUGAUGAUGGCCAGUACUUUUGCAGUGCCACCAAUAAACAUGGAAGUCAAAACUCUUCUACUGAGACAUUAAAGGUUAAUGAAAAUUUACCUGACAGCACAGUUACCGGUGAUGUAUUUACCAUUGCUACUGCUGCCAUUGUUACUACUGUUACUUUGCUUCUGAUUGUGACUGCUGUUAUUGUCAUCAGAGGAUGCAACAAAAAGAGGACAAGAGCACCAGAGACUGUUUGUGAGGAGAACAUUCAGAAUGCAGUCUACGUCAACUGGCCGGUGUUUGACAACAGCCAAUCACAUGAAGGAAAUCUGUGUGAGGGAGCAACAAUGGAAGUCAUCUACACAGCUGUUGACUUCAACGCCAAGAGAGAGUCAAACAUGCAGCAGCAGAUGGACUCCCAUAAUGAUGAUGAAGGAGUGAUUUACAGCACAGUGUGCAGGGACCAAAUCCUGAACCCUUCAUACAUUGAACAUCUCUAAUUUGAUAACAAUCACAUGCUGUUUUUCUGUUUCUUUAAAAAAAUGUGUCAAAAUAUCUUAAAAUAUCAAAACUUUUACUAAAACAGGAACAACAUUGUGUAUUAACACUAAUUCUUGUCGAUCAAAAUGAAGACAACAAAUUCAGAGAGAACUAUGAGAUACUGAUUUAUGCAAAUUUGCACCAGCUAUCUCUUUAAUAAUGUCACAUGCUGUCCUUUCUCACCUCUGCCUUUUUCAUAUUUAACAAAAGUUAAUGUAAAAGUAAUCAAACAAUGUGUUAGAAUAUGUUUCUUUUAAUUCAAGUUAGUUCAUUUCUUUCAUUAUGCCUCUGGGUCAAUGCACUCACACACACAUUUUUAGCACUGCAAAAGGUAAUUUUCUUUCUGUAGUCCUCGGUUCCUGAGGUUCUCAAGAGUAGUUUGUUAAAUUAUAUCCUCCACCAAGACUCUGGAUGAUUGCAGCAGGGCUGUAGAAGUUGAAAAGAUGUGAAAGAAAUUAAACACAGACACCUAUGUGAGGCACAAACUGUUAUAUUGCACAAAUGAGAGCUAAAUGAAAGUACUGUAGAGCCAAACAGUAAAGGAGAAAGCACUUUUGCUUUUACAGAAGAGAUUUUGAAU
Messenger RNA from Lates calcarifer (barramundi perch), 2251 nucleotides. Its product is annotated as B-cell receptor CD22. The record is from RefSeq and is a predicted model, not a curated record. The coding region runs from base 756 to 1631 and encodes 291 amino acids. The transcript has 7 exons. NCBI's taxonomy places the organism in Eukaryota, Metazoa, Chordata, Actinopteri, Centropomidae.